AUGGCGGAGGCAUUGUUGCUUGCAUGCCACCUUCUCCUCGCACUCUCUCUCGUCGCUCCCUCCAUUUCCCACCUAUUCUUCUCCGCCCUCGCCCACAUAUCCCAUGCGCAUACUAACAACCAACACUUCCGCUUCCUCAGGCAUUCUCUCUUCCACCUACUCCCCGUCAUCGCCGCUCUCCCAUUCCCUUUCCUUCCCAUCGCCCCUACCUCUCGCCUCCUCCCAUUCAUCCUCCUCCCUCCUCUCCUCCUUCCACUUGCUCUCCCUUUCCUCCCGUCCAACCACCUGCAAUUCUUACGACCUAUAUUCUUGUCCCUCCCUUUAUUACUCCUUGCCCGUGCUGCCGGUAUCCUCGCCGAUGCAUUCCCCACAUCUGACCUCCAGGCCCACUUUCUCUAUGUCACCGCCCUCCUCCUCAUCACUGCCACCACUGCCUCCCUGUUAUCUGCAUUGUCGCAGCCGAGAAGUAUCCACCAUUUGUUGGCCGAGACGAUGUUUACCUUUGUUGGUAUCGUUGGUGGCCUCUGGGCUCUUCAGGGCAGCCUCAACCUCUACGUCGACUCCUACGUCCCUGCGGGUUGCCACCGAUUGAUGGAUGCAACCCUUGCACCAGCCACACGUUGCGACGUUGAUGAAGUUAGACUGCAAGCCAUUGCGGUCAUGGACGUCAUGUUGUCCGUGCAUUGCUUGAUUGCGGCAACUUUUGUGGCCGGGUUGCAUCUCGGGGUGGCAAAGUGGUAUGGGGUUGACGGUGGGGGUGUUAAUGUUGGUAUGGGAACAAGUCGGAGGCAUAAUGGUGUUGGGGGUUCAUAUGACGCCCUACCCAUGGUACCUUUGUCGUCAGGGGCCAUCGAGGAGAUGGAGCAUUUGGUUGUGAAGGGAGUUGUUGGCAAGGCCGUGGCACAGGAAUAA
Molecule: messenger RNA, 912 nt
Organism: Hordeum vulgare subsp. vulgare (domesticated barley)
Lineage: Eukaryota; Viridiplantae; Streptophyta; Magnoliopsida; Poales; Poaceae
Exons: 1
Coding region: 1-912 (303 amino acids)
Source: RefSeq, a predicted model, not a curated record